Messenger RNA from Magnolia sinica, 1943 nucleotides. RefSeq names its product laccase-3-like. Gene Ontology annotation, molecular function: copper ion binding; hydroquinone:oxygen oxidoreductase activity. Lineage: Eukaryota; Viridiplantae; Streptophyta; Magnoliopsida; Magnoliales; Magnoliaceae. The record is from RefSeq and is a predicted model, not a curated record. The transcript has 6 exons. Gene Ontology annotation, biological process: lignin catabolic process. Gene Ontology annotation, cellular component: apoplast. The coding region runs from base 10 to 1722 and encodes 570 amino acids.
CAGCUAAAAAUGGGAGCUUGUUACACCCUUGUAGCUCUUUCCCUUCUCUUUGCAAUCGCAGCACAGCUGGGUACCGCUGAAGUUCACUACCAUAACUUCGUGGUUCAAGCAAAACCAGUGAAGAGGCUGUGCAAAACCCACAACAUAAUAACCGUGAAUGGCCAAUACCCUGGCCCCACUUUGGAAGUGAGGAAUGGAGACUCUCUAGUCAUCAAAGUUGUGAAUAGAGCCAGAUACAAUGUCACCUUGCAUUGGCAUGGAAUACGGCAGUUGAGAACAGGAUGGGCAGAUGGGCCGGAGUUUGUGACCCAGUGUCCGAUAAAACCAGGAGGAAGAUACACAUACAGAUUUACGAUUAAAGGGCAGGAAGGGACAUUGUGGUGGCAUGCUCAUAGUUCAUGGUUGCGGGCCACUGUUUAUGGAGCCUUAAUCAUUUAUCCUGAGUUGAACAAACACUAUCCAUUCAACAAGCCCAAGCGUGAAGCAACCGUUAUCCUCGGAGAAUGGUGGGAUGCAAAUCCAAUAGACGUAGUGAAUCGGGCAGCAAGAACAGGAGCAGCUCCCAAUGUAUCCAAUGCUUACACAAUCAACGGUCAACCUGGCGAUCUCUACAAGUGCUCCAGCAAAGGUACUGUGAUAGUUCCGGUAGCCUCAGGCCAGACGAACCUCCUCCGAAUUAUUAAUGCUGCACUGAACCAGGAGCUUUACUUUGCAAUUGCUGGACAUGAAUUGAUAGUUGUAGCUGCAGACGCAUCUUAUACUAAACCAUUCACAACAUCUAUACUAAUGAUCGCUCCUGGUCAGACCACUGAUGUCCUUCUUAUAGCUAACCAACCACCUGGUCGCUAUUACAUCGCUGCACGUGCCUACGUCACUACUCAAAAUGCCGCUUUUGAUAACACCACAACCACUGCUAUCCUCGAGUACAAAUCUGCCCCUUGUCCUUCUAAAGGAUCUUCCACUACCAAAACCUCCAAACCUAUCUUCCCAUCUCUACCAGCCUACAACGAUAGUGGCCCUGCCACUGCAUUCGCAGCUGGUAUACGAAGCCCAUCACCUGCACCUGUCCCCAACAACGUUGAUGUCAACCUCUUCUUUACUGUGGGCCUUGGUACCUUCAAUUGCCCUCGUGGCCGUACUUGUGGUGGUCCAAAUGGAAACCGCUUCACCGCCAGUAUGAACAACAUCUCCUUCGUGCUUCCAAGGAACCUUUCCAUGUUGCAAGCCCACCAGUUUGGCAUCCCAGGAAUCUUCACCACUGAUUUCCCAGCAUUCCCACCAGUUCAAUUUGAUUAUACUGCUGCUAACGUGAGCCAGGCAUUGUGGCAACCCAUUCCAGGGACUAAGGUUUUCAAAGUAAAGUACGGUUCAACAGUCCAGAUUGUGUUACAGGACACUAAUAUAGUUACUGGGGAGAAUCACCCUAUUCAUCUCCAUGGUUACGAUUUCUACAUCCUCGCACAAGGGUUCGGGAAUUUUAAUCCACGAACAGACACCCAAAACUUCAACCUCAUUGAUCCACCGCUUAGGAACACCGUUGCAGUUCCCGUCAGUGGAUGGGCCGUCAUCCGAUUUGUUGCUGAUAAUCCAGGAGUUUGGCUGAUGCAUUGUCACUUGGAUGUUCAUAUCACAUGGGGCUUGGCCAUGGCUUUGCUUGUUGAGAAUGGAGUCGGAAAGUUGCAGUCCUUGGAGCCUCCUCCAGCUGAUCUGCCCCCGUGUUAGAGAUCAAUAACAACCGCAUAUGGCUGCUCUGCAUCACGGCAUUUUCACAGCCUGCUUGCAUGCCUUGCCCCACCUGCGACUUUUUACCUUUUUAUCUUUUUAUGUAUUUGUUCUUCUUAUAGUUGUUGUUGGUGGUGUUGUUGUUGUCAUUGUAUCCCGUGUGUGAUUUAUUACUAUUUUUCCUAUAUUGAGAGCCACGGGUAAAUUCUUAGUCCUUUUUU